Messenger RNA from Apodemus sylvaticus (European woodmouse), 636 nucleotides. Its product is annotated as putative cuticle collagen 80. Bases 22 to 636 code for a protein of 204 amino acids. NCBI's taxonomy places the organism in Eukaryota, Metazoa, Chordata, Mammalia, Rodentia, Muridae. The transcript is spliced from 2 exons. Gene Ontology annotation, molecular function: signaling receptor activity. The record is from RefSeq and is a predicted model, not a curated record.
GAGACCUCUAGAGACAAUGAGAUGGGACGCCCGAACUCCUCCAUAAAUGCUCCUAUUGGGACCCCUGUUAGUAGCAUGGAGCCAAAUAUCUGGUGUGUGAGGGCACAGGAGGCUUUUGAUGCCUGGGAGAGAGGAGCAGCUGCAGAGCCCCAGCCUAGUGGGGUGGUGACCUGGGGAUGGCUGCAGCCUUGGUCAAUGCCCUGCUUACUGCCCUUGGGACAGUUGUCCUCAGGUGAACACUGCAUUUCCCAGGAGGAAGCGCUCCCCAGGGUGGCUGAGGGCUCUGUGGGCUCUCCCUGGCAGAGGGAUUCUAACAGAGUGCAGUGUGAGCCUGGCAGCUGGGCGGCUGCCUUCUGUGCUGGGAGCCAGAAGUCAGAGGCUGUGGGUGGAGAGGAGGAACCCCCAGGAGCACCUGGCCAGCCUGUGCUGCAGCAGCCCCCCUGCACCUGGGAUCCCAAGCAGGGUACCCCACAACAGGAAGCCCAGACUUCUGACCCAGGCCAGAGUGGUCAACCCGCUGGCCCCGGGUGGUGGAGAGGAUGCCCCCUUUUAUCUGCUCUCCUGGAAUGGAUUCACUGCCCAGUCCUCUUCCCACCUGCCUGCUGCCCUGCAAUCUUUGUCACCAGGGAGCCUUAG